This is a messenger RNA of Mesorhabditis spiculigera, 810 nucleotides long. NCBI's taxonomy places the organism in Eukaryota, Metazoa, Nematoda, Chromadorea, Rhabditida, Rhabditidae. The record is from the annotation of a GenBank genome assembly.
AUGAGCUUCCUCAGGCAAUUUGCCAGACAUGCGGCCGUCGACCUCGCGAACCAGUAUGCCAUCCCGGUCCGAUCUGUCACAGGCUCCAUCAUCAGCCGAAUAUCGGAUACACGGAAUCGACCGCUUUACCAAGCAUGUAUCGAUGCCGCUCCAGUUGGAAAGGAUGAUCGUGUUUUGGACGUUGGCUAUGGACGAGGAGCAGGCCUCCGCCAAUUAUACGACGUUGUAGGCCAAGGAAAGGGAAUCCUUUUUGGCGUAGAGCGAUCCCAAUACAUGGAUGAAGUGGCACGGAAGCGAUUUGCACUAGAACUGUCCGAAGAAGAAAAGCUACAACUACAUCGGGUUUUCGAUCUACGGCAUAUGCCCUACCCCAAUGAUUUUUUCGACGUUUUGCUGCACGUCGAUCUAAUAUAUUUUGUGAAAGACGAGCGACUGGAGGAAGUUUGUCGCGAAUUUUUCCGCGUCUUACAGCCUGGCCAUAAAGUGGUUUCUGCGAUGGAGUUUGCCUGGUUGGCCAAACUGGAAAAAUGGGGUUUGCUCACAAAGAACCAGUGUGACCCUGUACGCUAUUUGACCCGUCUCGAGCAAGCAGGAUUUGAAGAUGUGCGCUUGGAUUACCUAAAAACAUCCGGCCGCGAAAUACAAGUGCUAUGUGGUAGAAAACCAGAGGCUGACUCCCGGUAUUUUGAUCCGGAGCACAGGAUGGAAUUGCUGGAGAAGGAUGUGAAACGGCAGCUUUUACUCGACGACAUGCUGAACAAAGGCUACAAACCCUCUAAAGAAGAUCUAGAAUUGCUGAAGGAAGUGAAA